AUUGUCACAGGAAAGGAAGAAGUUUGAAUAUAUUUAUUGUAAUUGUAUGUGAUAGUCCACCACAGCACACAAUGUGGUGAAUACAAGCUUGAGACAAGACACUGCUGCCUCUUCCUCAUGUGCUCACUGAGCUCAGCCUCUUCUGUAGCAUUAUUUUACUAACUGCCCUGUGAAGAUAUUGCUGAAGAUUCAGGCUGCCACAUUUGACUACAGCAGCACUUUGCACUAAUACUACUGCCCAAAUCCUCUUACUUUACAGUUUUUUACAAUGUGAUAUAUUUUUCUUAGCGAAAAUGUGUGAAUUUUACAAACGUGGUCAUUGGGCAAUUAGAUAUAAAUACAUUUGUCAAAUAAAAGAUCGCCAACUAGCCGUGCUCUGAUCAGAUAAGUAAUUACCCUCUAGACUUCUUGAAUGAAAAAAUUGCUGAUCUUUACUAUUAGUAUCUAUGUUUUUUUAUUUCUUUGGCACUUUAUAAUUAUUCAUGUUUCAAAUGAAAAGCAUUAUUCAGUAAACCUGUCUUGUUUUAUUUGUGCAGUAUUGAUGCCUUCCAGCUGUCCAGCAACUGCGGAUGGUGAGAUGUCACAUCAAGGGUGCUUCCAUCGCUGUAACUCCUGUGACUAUGAGACUGACAAUGUGUCUAGUCUGAAAGCACACACCAGGGUCCAUGCAGGCAAGCGGUCAGUUGAAUGCCAUUUGUGCCGUCGUAGCUUCCCCUAUAGGUCCGACCUGAAGCGACACCUGCGUACCCACACAGGCGAGCGGCCAUUCCAGUGCCCUUUAUGCCCUCAAAGCUUCUCACAAAAGUGUCGGGGCGCUCGAGCCGUCCAGCAGCUACUGAGAACGAGAAGUCUCAGCAGGGACGCCUUCACCGUUGUCAUCUCUGUGACUAUGUGACUGAAAAGCUGUUUAAUCUAAAAGUACAUUACCGGAUCCACACAGGCGAGCGACCGUUUCAUUGCCACUUCUGCCCUCAGACCUUUUCACAAAGCCCCCACCUCAAGUCACACCUGCGUCUCCACACAGGCGAGCGACCGUUUCAAUGCAAGGUCUGCUUUCAGAGCUUCUCUGUAAGGUACAACCUCAAGUCACAUAUGCGCCUCCACACUGGCGAGCGACCAUAUCGCUGCACAAUCUGCCCCAAGGCCUUUGUGCAGCGCGGUCAGUGGAACAGACACAUGAGAGCACAUCAGCUCCAGGAUACCACCCAAUGGUCUACCACUGUCAGAGCGAGCGCCAUCGUAAUCACAACAUGGCGGCUAAACUCGUCUUGUUUAUGCGUUGUAUGGCGACGACGACGCGCUGCAUUCAAGCUUACGAAGGCUCAUUCAAAAGAUAAGUUGUUGUGCAUGCAGGCAGCAACAACAGAGGCGUGUAACGUGCCCUUGGCGCUCCGGAUACUUGCAUGCAUCGCAAGAUCAACUGGCAAGGUGGUUAGUCGUGACGUAGGCCGCCAUCUCGUUCGCAAUGGUUGCGGAGUUAGUGGACUGCACGCGUUAGGUCGUUCCAGCCGUUCAGCGACUGGCAGAGGUGGGAGGCCAAAGCAGGGGCCACGGCACCACCGCUGUCACCUCUGCAGUUACGUCACUGAAAAACUGGCACAUUUGAGAACGCACGAGCGCAUUCACACAGGCGAGAGGCCAUUUCGUUGCCACUUCUGCUCCCAAAGGUUUUCGCAAAACUCCCACCUCAAGUCGCACCUACGCCUCCACACGGGCGAGCGACCAUUCCCGUGCGCCUUCUGUUCCAUGUCCUUUACACAGCCCAGCCAACGUAACAGACACAUGAAAAGGCGUCACCCAGAUGCCACGCAGUGAAGUACAUUGCUCUAUUGUCAACAGGAUGGCAUCAUGGCCAUCUGGUAACCAUCAAGCACCAAGUGUCACUGCACAGGUGCCAUGACCCUUGUGACCAGUGUUAUUAUAUGACCCUCAGACUAUCAUCUCUCAUAGCAAACGGGGGGUGCAUACCCACACAGACGGGAGGCCAUUUUGGUGUUGCUUUUGCUCUUGGAGCUUUUCGCAGACGGCAGACCUCAAGUUGCACUUGUGCAUCCAGACGGACAAGUGACCAUUCCUCUGCCCAGUCUGCUGUAUCUCCUUUGUGUGGGCUGCUCGCCUGAACGAUUUUUGUGAGCACAUCACUCUGCUACCAUAGAGAAAGAGAACACCAAUUUUGUACGUGGAAGUGGUUCAUUAUUGAGGGAUAAAUGAAGUUCUGCUACAUAUGCAGUAUGCUGCAUAGCGCUCUGUUAUGUCGGGGAGUAGAAAUGUAACCAUGUACUAUAAUAUGUUUUAAUAAUAAAAUAAAUAAAGUUGCUCUUUAAAAUGGUGCAGCAAAACUAAAGAAGCUGUUGAGACACUUCUGUGGCCAGUUAAGGUUUUUCCACUGAUUUUCCAGUGCCUUAGUAUAGUGGGAGGGGCACACAUAUAGACAGCCAUGAUAUUACGCUUUAUUUGAACACUGAUAUAUUGAAAGGUGUAAGUGAAAGAAAAGCUUGCUAUGUCAAAAAUUGUUUAUACAGAAAUACUGCAAAGCAAGCCGUUGUUGCAAAUUCAGUCAUUUCCUGUAAUUUUUGGAGGUUGCGGCAAACAUAAGCUUACUGAAUGGUGCAUCUGAGGUUUCUAAAUUGCAAGGCUUUGUGAAAGGACAUGCUUCAUACCACGGCAUCGUGAGGAAAUGCACAGGUGCAAAGCACAGGUGCAAAGCACAAGUACCUGAUCUGCCAUCAUUACUAGACUUAACUGGCACUCUUUGCUGAAGCACUGCAACGGCAGCAAGAGAAGCAACCAUAAAAAAACAUCUCUUUCUUUCGGGGGUUGGGAUCUCUGGGGAUGCACUGCCAUGACUUGACGCACUUAGCAAGAAAAAGUCAGUGGCUUGCAGUUUCUGUUUCUUUAUUUUCUGCUUUUUUCUUCAUCAUUAUAACCAUUAAUAUAUAUUUUGUCCUGAUUUUUCUGAAUACCGGUAUCCUUUGGAAUUUUAUGCAUGCCUCUUGGCAUUGAUUUGUUCGGUUUUGAUUCUUCAUUUUUGUGUCUAGAGUGUUAAUAUUGCACGGCAGUGUAAUUUGUUUAUAGUUUCUAUGGAUCAGUAUACAGUGAGCUUUGCUGUAUGCUGUUCACUAUGUGCAGUGAAAUGUGUUGCAGCUAGUAUUCAGUGCAAGUAACCUUUUUAUCUGUCAUCAUAUGGUACGAAGUCUCAAGAACCUGAGUUUGCAAUAUAGAGUUUAUUUACAAUACUUAUACCAAAUAAUGCUGCCUUCUGUGACCUGCUAUUAAAGGCUGUGUUACAAAAACUCAUUAGUCAAAUUACACUUCAUUUCAAGCAGUCGAUCAAGAUAUCUGCUUGAAUUAAACUGACAGUUCAUGCUUACAGAAAGGGGCAAGAGACACAGAUAUAACUUCAGUAAUCUGCAUACAUUUUUGGAAGUGUUCCCACAGCAGCCAAGCGAAGCACAGUGUAUUUGCUUGACGGACGAUGGGAUACGACUUGUGUCGCAAGAUGUUGGUUUAUGGUCAACAAACAGUUGUGUUAGACUUAUUGGCAAAGGUAAUUCUCUACCAAACUGCAUAAUUAUUGUAUUCCUUUUCUUCUUGAAGACUAUGGCAUUUAAUGUAAAGUUAUAGGCACGAUUAUUUUACCACGUUAAUUGCCACACUCUGUACCUUGCUGCACCAAAGAUUGAGAGUGGCUGGGAAAGCUCACUUCUGGUACGUUAGAGUGUUUCCACUUUUAUCGCUGACAUUUCAAAAAAGAAAAAGUAUCUUAACGAUCCAACAGUGUCUUAGCAAGGUCAUCACACUGUCUGCAUUCAGUAAAUUCUAAAACAAAACUUUAAACCCCAAUUGAUUCUUCCAGUGUAUGGCCAGCGGGAAAACAAAAUCCCUGGAGAAUGGAGAAUCGAGGUAGGAAGUGGAUGGGGAGAAGAGUGUUCUUACAUUCCAUGAGCAAGGCACAGCUGGUUGUGUUGGCCUUUUCAAUGGCCUGUACCAUGUUAUUCAGUACAGUGCAUGUGUCAUGUAGUAGGAGUUCAAAAUAAACAGGCAGCGUUUUCAUUUUUUUAGUGGUAUCAGCAAGGGAACUUUUGCUCUGCUUGAUAAAAACAACUUAAUCAAAAUAUUCAGAUCCUGUAUAUGCAGGUUCGACUGUGCUCGCAGAAAUGAUAUCGAACCUUUCAGAGGGAGCUGUGCAAAUAUAUGAUUUCACAUUUUAAAGUUAUUGUAUCUUUGUGUUUACAGAAGAAUGGCUGACUUCAUAUUGCUAUUCUAAACUACCAAGUUCCUAACUCACAGUAUUGUACUAUAAUGUUGAUUAUACAAAGAUAUUAUACGGUGUUUGGACACUUGCUUGUGUCAGUGAUGCAUUGUGUUUCAGAGCUUUUGAAGCGGCUUGCCCUAUGAACCUCUUUAACUUCCUUUCCCCGGUGCUUUCCUUGGCUUCAUCUCUGUUAGCUUCAUGUUGUAACUAGCAGAGAAUGGAGCCCAUCCGUUCUCCUUAUUCUUGUCAUGCAAGGAUGCCAAAUACUUUAUUCAGUACUGUGGACUGAGAAAUGCAUUCUUGUUGCAACAUUAGAGUGAGAACAAAUUGGCAGCAGUGAGUUCAAAAUAAUUUUUGUAGAAGUUGUUAAAACAAAAAUGCAGGUUGCUGUAAAAUGCCAUAAUUCUUUUCCUAUGUGUUGGCUGUGCCUGUGUGCCAUUAAAUCAUGAGCAAAUACUGUAUUUACCUGAUUCUGACACAUCCCCAAAUUUAACGCAAACCCAAUUUUUGCAGGUUCAAUGUAAGAAAAUAAAGGUGCAUCUGAACGUAACAUGCUCCCCCAAUGUUUGCUAUCAGUAAAACGAGACAUGCAGAAGUUACCUUUCUUAAAGGGACACUAAGGCAUAUAUUAAGUAAAGCUAAAGUGAUAGAUUAGUGCUCGAGA
Molecule: messenger RNA, 4919 nt
Organism: Dermacentor albipictus
Lineage: Eukaryota; Metazoa; Arthropoda; Arachnida; Ixodida; Ixodidae
Source: RefSeq, a predicted model, not a curated record